AUGUAAUUUUAUUUAAUUAAAUGCUUGUUCUACUAUUUUUAGAAGCAUUAUAUAAUUUAUAAACUUAUAAUUAUAUUUUAGAUAACUUUUAACAAAAGAAAAAAUGGAUUGUUGAAAAAGGCUUGCGAAUUAUCAGUAUUGUGCAAUAUCAAAAUGCUUUUGUGUUUUACGGAUUUAAGUGGCAAUGUCUAUUAAUUUAUGUCAAACGAGAAUACCGAAAUGGAAUUGAUAUAAUCAAAUCACAAAAAGAUUUUCACAAAAUAGGAUUAUCCUGGAUUCUAAAAAAAGAAAGAUAAUGAAUCAUAAUCAGAAGCAGAAAGUGAGUUAAGUAUAGAAUAGAAAAGGACAAGAGCAUAGGAACAUUUAAAUUAAUAACAUUUAUUUAUCUAAUAAUCCUAACUUAUUUAGCAAAAUCAAUAAUAUCAGAAGGGUCAAUAACAAAUGAGAUUGAGAAACAAGGUUUUAGAGAAUCAAGAAAAACAAAUUCAAUAAGAAUCCAGGAAAAUUGUCAAAAUUGAGCCAAAAUAAGAGGAAUUUGAACAAUCAAAAAAUAAAAUGUAACCUAAAAGCAAGAAAACAAAUGAUGAGAUUGCUUUCAAUGAUAUCAUUGAUCAUCAGUAAGCUAGAAAUUUCGAUGAUCUUUAUUAAUGCGGUAAUCAAUUAGACGAUUAGUCAAAUUCCCCCGAUUAGUAGGAUUUUAAAUAAUAACUAUCAAUGUUUACCUCUUCAAAUCAAAUCAAAUUAAUGAAAAUGGAUAGCUUACUAAAUGGUAAUAACAAUAGUAAACCCCAUAAUUUUCUAAGUGAUUAAUACAAUAAGUUUUUCAACAAAGACAGAAUUGAUUCAUUGAAUAAUAGUAAGGUCUUAUAACCUAGUGUGCAAUUCAUUGUGCCUCCGUAAGUCUAUUUUAAUAUCCCACCAUCCCCAAUUAAUCAAGCAAUGAAUAAGAUCUAUGUGGGAGUAGACGAACCCAUGGAUUUCAAUUUAGGAUAAUCUCAGUAUACUGAUGGAUUUAAGAAAUAUACUAAAUGA
Messenger RNA from Paramecium tetraurelia, 1032 nucleotides. RefSeq lists its product as uncharacterized. The record is from RefSeq and is a predicted model, not a curated record. The transcript has 4 exons. Lineage: Eukaryota; Ciliophora; Oligohymenophorea; Peniculida; Parameciidae. Gene Ontology annotation, molecular function: protein dimerization activity; DNA binding.